AUGAGGGGUUUGAGGAAUGACAUUGAGGAGUCUGUGAGGCCAUUGGGAAUCAGAGUCUUCCAACAACUGGUGGAGAAAGCUCAUGAAGUGGAGUCGAUGAAGAAUCGUCAGAGGGGCAAGUAUGACAGCGGAGGUCCGAUCCGUUAUGGGCAGAGGCCGACCGGAAGGUUUGAGGGACAGAGGCAAGCUGGUAGGUUUGACAGGGGCAAGGCUCCGAUGAGGAAGCCUUACCAACGCCCUACUGACAGGGUGCCUUUUGCUGGAAGGAAUGUGGCACGUGCUCCUAAGGACGAUGUCGUUAUUUACAAGUGCAACCAGAAGGGACACUAUUCGAAUGAAUAUGGGAAGGAGGUUGUGUGCUGGAAGUGCCAGGAACCAGGACAUGUUGAGAGAAACUGUCCUAAUGCUGCUAAGGCCGAGCCAGUGCUAAAUGCUGCCAGGGGAAAGCGACCUUCUGCUCCAGGUCGUGUGUUUGCAAUGUCUGGGAAACAAGCUGCUGUGACUGAUGUUCUUAUCCAGGGUACGUGUUUUAUCGCUGGAACUUCUUUAAUGGUGUUAUUUGAUUCUGGUGCUACACACUCAUUCAUUGCUGAAGAGUGUGUGAAAAAGUUAGGAUUGCUAACUGCUGAUUUACCAUUCGAUUUGGUGGUGACGACCCCUGCCGCCGAUCGAUUAGUUACGCGCACGACAUGCUUGCAAUGUCCGUUGAUUUAUGGGGAUCGGAAGUUCCUUGCGAACCUCGUCUGUUUGGGGCUUAAAGAGCUCGAUGUGAUUCUGGGGAUGGACUGGUUGGCACAGUAUCACGUUCUGUUGGAUUGUGCUAAUAAGGCCGUAGUAUUUCCGGAUUCUGGCGUUACGGAUUACUUGAAUUCGUACAAUUUUGGAAGGGGUUCACUAGUAUUCGUGAACUCUAUCGUAGCUGCGGCGAAGAACGACGGCGACGUACGCAACAUUUUGGUGGUGCAAGAUUUUGUGGAUGUGUUUCCAGAGGAUGUGCCUGGAUUACCGCCAGUAAGAGAAACAGAGUUCUCUAUUGAUAUUAUGCCCGGUACAGGACCAAUAUCAAUGGCACCUUAUCGGAUGGCACCAACAGAGUUGGUGGAGUUAGCAAAACAGUUGGAGGAUCCCUCUUCCAAAGGAUUUAUCCGACCAAGUGUGUCGCCAUGGGGAGCACCGGUGUUGUUGUUGCGGAAGUACAUGGCUGAUGAUUCUCAUGUUCUUGAACCUGACGACAUUCAGCUAAAGGAUGAUCUGACGAUGGUGAUGCCACCCAUCAAGAUCGUCGACAGGAGCACGAAGCGUUUAAGGAACAAGGAGGUGUCCUUGGUGAAGGAAAUAAUUAUGUGUAAGGUCAAGGACUCCAAGAUAAGUGACUUUGAGUUGCUUGGAGGCCAAGCAUGGUGCCAUGGCCGAAUCCCAUGA
Molecule: messenger RNA, 1422 nt
Organism: Lotus japonicus
Lineage: Eukaryota; Viridiplantae; Streptophyta; Magnoliopsida; Fabales; Fabaceae
Exons: 3
Coding region: 1-1422 (473 amino acids)
Molecular function (GO): zinc ion binding; nucleic acid binding
Source: RefSeq, a predicted model, not a curated record